This is a messenger RNA of Phoenix dactylifera (date palm), 2006 nucleotides long. The record is from RefSeq and is a predicted model, not a curated record. Lineage: Eukaryota; Viridiplantae; Streptophyta; Magnoliopsida; Arecales; Arecaceae.
UCCUCUGCACGAGCCAAUCUAAAGAGAGAGGGGAUGCUGAGAGGGUUUCCUCUUCUUCUGCGGCCUCCCGUCUCCGCGCCAGAGCGCUGCUUCUCUGAGUUCUUUGUGGUUUAUUCUCCCAAAGUGGCCAGCACAAUUGCGCCAGCUAUUUGAAGGUUGAGCAUAUCCAACAUAUUGGUAAGGCUGGCCUAUUUACAUCAACUUAGGAUUUGAUAGACCUCGAAGCUGGCCACGUCACUAGCUAGAGGAUUUGCAAGAGCAAGAUGAGUGGAAUGCCAAAGCCUAUCUGUCUGAAGUUUAUUUCUUUGGAAGAUGGAGAAUUUACAACAAAAAAUACUUCGAGUGGUUUCAAAUUCCGCCUUGUAUCAUAUAAUAUUUUAGCCCAGGUUUAUGUGAAGAGUUCCUAUUUUCCACACACUCCAUCUUCUUGUCUCAAGUGGAAAGCUCGUUCACAAGCUAUUUUGAUGGAACUCAAGAACCUCAGUGCUGACUUCCUCUGCAUACAGGAGUUAGAUGAAUAUAACAGCUUUUACAAAAGCAACAUGGAGAACCUUGGAUAUUCAAGUAUUUACAUUCAAAGAACUGGGCAAAAAAAAGACGGGUGUGGGAUUCUUUACAGGCCUAGCAGUGCAGAGUUGGUCCUAAAGGAAGAAAUACAUUACAAUGAUCUUGUGAACGGUAUUGAUUAUGGGAAUGUUUCAACUGAAAUUGAAAGUAAUGGCAUGCUUGAUAUUGAUAGAAAAGAGGAAGCAUCAGGAAAAGAUUCGAUGAAAGAGAACAGUCAUGGCGAUCAUGGAGAUCCUAGUGAUCCACGUGUCAGAUUGAAACGUGAUUGUGUUGGCUUAUUGGCAGCUUUUAAGCUUAGAGAUGCUUCUAAUCACCUGAUUAUUGUGGCAAAUACACACAUUUACUGGGAUCCAGACUGGGCUGAUGUAAAGCUUGCACAAGUAAAAUAUCUUCUAACACGAGUUUCACAAUUCAAAGAAGUUGUUUCAAAUAAAUUUUGCUCCAUACCUUCAGUGAUUGUAGCUGGUGAUUUCAAUUCUACUCCUGGAGAUGAGGUCUACAAAUAUCUUCUAGGGGCAAACUCUGAUUCAGAAGCACCGGCGAUCCAAUUGUGCAGUCUUUAUGCAACAAAUGGAGGAGAGCCGCCAUUCACAAACUGCACUCCUGAUUUCACUGGAACACUUGAUUACAUAUUCUUGUCAGAUGCUGGCUACCUGAAACCAGUUAGUUUACUUGAAGUUCCAGGGCCUGAGUCAGCUGAUAUUAUUGGUGGGCUACCUAACCACUAUCACCCCAGUGAUCAUUUACCAAUUGGUGCUGAUUUUGUGGUUCUUGGAUCUUCAAACUCUUCGAUAGUUCCCAAACUGCACGAUGUUGAAGACGGUCUUGUUAAGUUUAAAAUUGAGGAAGACAAGAAAGAUCAAAAUAACUGAUAACAUGCUCGUUACCUAAAAUGAGUUUUAUUUCAUCAUUCAGUCAAGUCAAAAAAUCACUUUUACAUAAUGGAUGCUAUCAACUCAUCUUGAUUGGGGUUAGUCACAUUCGUGAAUUCUUUGGCAAAAUCCAGAACUGUUCGUGGACAAUCUUGUGUGGAUUCUUUUUCACAACAACAUUAUCCUUUAGGGGAUGAGGUUUUAGAUGAAAGAUUUAAAGUGCAAUGUGCAUCCAAUACCAUGUAGCCUUAUUAAUGCCAACUUCUUAUUGCAGAUCUGUGCAUCUCUAGAUUAUGAAUGAAUACCCGAAGGCCUGGGAUUAAGAGACUUCAUUAUGUCGUGGAUAUAUUUAUGUACCACAGAAGGCGAUGAUACACUUGACCGGGUGCUACUUAGCUAAGUCGCCAUUUGGGGACAAAAUUUUGGUUUUAUCCUUCCCUUUACUCCUUUUCUGUGACUGGACAUGCAAAAAAAAAUGUUAAUGUAUGUGAAAGAUUUGCUUUUGGGGGUCCCUCAAAGCCCCUAUUCCUUGAAUGUGAGAUCAUGCAAAGAAGACUGAUUUUACAA